Molecule: messenger RNA, 3532 nt
Organism: Leptonychotes weddellii (Weddell seal)
Lineage: Eukaryota; Metazoa; Chordata; Mammalia; Carnivora; Phocidae
Source: RefSeq, a predicted model, not a curated record
AUGAGCGCGUGCGCCCUCCUUGAGGGUGCGCUUCGGGACACCGGGCUCAGCGCCCCCGCGCCGUGGGCUCCAUCCCCGCCCCGCGUCCCCCGGGCCCUGCCCUGGCCCCGGCCGCGGCCCCGGCUCCGGCUCCUGCUGCUGCUGCUUCUCCUGCCGCCCUCCGUCCUCUCGGCCGUCUUCACAGUGGGGGUGCUGGGCCCCUGGGCCUGCGACCCCAUCUUCGCGCGCGCCCGCCCGGACCUGGCCGCCCGCCUGGCCGCCGCCCGCCUGACCCGCGACCCUUCCCAUCCUCUCCUUCCUCAGGUGUCCCCACUCUUCGGCACCAUCUACGACGCGGUCUUCCUGCUGGCGGGGGGCGUGGCGCGGGCGCGGGCGGCCGCAGGGGGCGGCCAGGUGUCCGCAGAGGCGGUGGCCCGCCACAUGCAAGAUGCCCAGGUGCCCGGCUUCUGCGGGGCCCUGGGAGGAGCCGAGGAGCCCCCAUUCGUGCUGCUGGACACGGAUGCAGCGGGGGACCGGCUCUUCGCCACCUACAUGCUGGACCCCACCCGGGGCUCCCUCCGCUCGGCUGGGACCCCGGUGCAUUUCCCUAGAGGCAGAGGAGCACCUGGGCCCGACCCGUCGUGCUGGUUCGAGCCAGACAUCAUCUGCAACGGAGGAGUGGAGCACCGCCUCGUCUUUAUCGGCUUCCUCCUGGUGGUUGGGAUGGGGCUGAUGGGGGCCUUCCUGGCCCAUUAUGUGAGGCAUCGGUUACUUCACAUCCAAAUGGUCUCUGGCCCCAACAAGAUCAUCCUGACUCUGGACGAUAUCACCUUUCUCCACCCGCAAGGGGGCAGCACGCGAAAGGUGGUCCAGGGGAGCCGAACGAGUCUGGCCGCCCGCAGCAUGUCAGACGUUCGCAGCGUCCCCAGCCAGCCCUCGGAUAGCUCCAACAUUGGUCUCUUUGAGGGAGACUGGGUUUGGUUGAAGAAAUUCCCCGGGGAUCACAUAGCUAUCCGCCCAGCAACCAAGGCAGCCUUCUCCAAGCUCCGGGAGCUCCGGCAGGAGAACGUGGCCCUCUACCUGGGGCUCUUCCUCGGCGGCGGCGGCGGAGCGGGUGGCUCGGCGGCCGCGGGGGAAGGCAUGCUGGCUCUGGUCUCAGAGCACUGCACCCGGGGCUCCCUCCACGACCUCCUCGCCCACAGAGACAUCAAGCUGGACUGGAUGUUCAAGUCCUCCCUCCUCCUGGACCUCAUCAAGGGAAUGAGGUAUCUGCACCACCGAGGCGUGGCCCACGGGCGGCUUAAGUCACGGAACUGCGUGGUGGACGGGAGGUUCGUGCUCAAAGUCACGGACCACGGCCUCGGGCGACUGCUGGAAGCGCAGAGGGUGUUAGUGGAGCCUCCCAGCGCGGAGGACCAGCUAUGGACAGCCCCGGAGCUGCUUCGCGACCCGGCCCUGGAGCGCAGGGGGACGCUGGCUGGUGACGUCUUCAGCCUGGGCAUCAUCAUGCAGGAGGUCGUGUGUCGCAGCGCCCCCUACGCCAUGCUGGAGCUGACUGCCGAGGAAGUGGUGCAGAGGGUGCGGAGCCCCCCUCCACUGUGUCGGCCCUCUGUGUCCAUGGACCAGGCGCCCAUGGAGUGCAUCCAGCUGAUGAAGCAAUGCUGGGCAGAGCAGCCAGAACUUCGGCCCUCCUUGGACCGCAUCUUCGACCAGUUCAAAAGCAUCAACAAGGGCCGGAAAAUGAACAUCAUUGACUCGAUGCUGAGGAUGCUGGAGCAGUACUCCAGUAACCUGGAGGACCUGAUUGGGGAGCGCACAGAAGAGCUGGAGCUGGAGAAGCAGAAGACCGACCGGCUGCUCACGCAGAUGCUCCCUAGUUCCGUGGCCGAGGCCCUGAAGAUGGGGACACCUGUGGAGCCCGAGUAUUUUGAGGAGGUGACGCUCUACUUCAGCGACAUCGUGGGCUUCACCACCAUCUCAGCCAUGAGCGAGCCCAUCGAGGUGGUGGAUCUGCUCAACGACCUCUACACGCUCUUCGACGCCAUCAUCGGCUCCCACGACGUCUACAAGGUGGAGACAAUUGGGGACGCCUACAUGGUGGCCUCGGGGCUGCCCCAGCGGAACGGGCAGCGGCACGCCGCCGAGAUCGCCAACAUGGCCCUGGACAUCCUCAGCGCCGUGGGCUCCUUCCGAAUGCGCCACAUGCCCGAAGUGCCCGUGCGCAUCCGCAUCGGCCUGCACUCGGGCCCGUGCGUGGCGGGCGUGGUGGGCCUCACCAUGCCACGGUACUGCCUGUUUGGGGACACGGUCAACACCGCCUCGCGCAUGGAGUCCACGGGGCUGCCUUACCGUAUCCACGUGAACGUGAGCACCGUGCGGAUUCUCCACGAUCUGGACCAGGGCUUCCAGACCGAGGUGCGAGGCCGCACCGAGCUGAAGGGCAAGGGCGCUGAAGACACCUACUGGCUGGUGGGCAGACGCGGCUUCAACAAGCCCAUCCCACAACCGCCUGACCUGCAACCGGGGGCCAGCAACCAUGGCAUCAGUCUGGAGGAGAUCCCCCUGGAUCGGCGACAGAAGCUGAAGAAGGCGAGGCCCGGCCUGUUCUCUGGGAAGUGAGGCCCAGCCCACACAGAUGCUGCCCUUCUGCUCCCAAGGCCAGCUGCCAGUCUCCUCUCAGACUCUGGGAGAUGCUUUCUGGGGAACAGGCACCUCUUCCCCAGCCUUAGGGCCUAGUGGCCUAGCCCUGCCUGCUGAACUUCCCACCCAAGCCGGGUGUCCCCAUCCCUGGUCUGACCGAGUGAGCCCAGGCUCGUUCCUAAACCCGGGGACUUUCCCUGGGAGGGAAGCACCAGCUGCAGGGAUCCUGGUUCAGUAGGUCUGGAGUGGUCCAGGAAUCCAGACUUGAGAACCCCUGUACACAUGACCCGAGACCUCUCCUCGGACCCCCCCCACUGCAUUAACCAGGCAUCCCUGCCAGGCUGCACAGGCCGUGCACUGCACAAGAGACCACUCUAGGGAGCAGCAUUCGGCAGAGGACAAGAUGAACGCUGUCUCUAGAGUUCUGUCAGGGCAGAAGCCCUGCCCUCUACCUUCCUUGAAAAAACUUUGAUCCAUGACCUUCCCCUUCCUAGGUGAACCCCCAUGACCCCUUCUCGCGAUUUGCCUUUGACACACUCCUCAUUCUCUCAGGAGUAUUCCGGAAGGUCCUUUUCCUGAAAGUUGCUGCUAUAGGUGACCAAAAGUCUGGCUAAUAACCAGUGGCUUCUCGCCAGCUCUGCCUCAAAGGAUUCUGGGCCUUUUCAGGAGCUGGUUGCAAACCCACUGUGUGACCUCGGGAAAGUUUCAUGCGCUCUCUGGGCUUGGGUUCCCCCUCCAUGAUGAAAUAAGGAGAGGCCUAGGUGGUUUCCGCACUCCCCUGCUCUGACAGCUAAGCAUCAGCGUGGUUGGCCUGGGGAUACGGGCCACUGGGCUUGGGGCCUCCAGCCCCAGUGACUCUGAGCCCAUCAGGAGAGGUUGGGGUGGGGAUUCUCCACUUUCUAGGCCCCGCCCC